Messenger RNA from Crotalus tigris (Tiger rattlesnake), 4447 nucleotides. It is a transcript of the gene SLC43A3, whose product is annotated as solute carrier family 43 member 3. The transcript is spliced from 14 exons. The coding region runs from base 198 to 1838 and encodes 546 amino acids. Lineage: Eukaryota; Metazoa; Chordata; Lepidosauria; Squamata; Viperidae. The record is from RefSeq and is a predicted model, not a curated record.
AGGGAGAAGAACUUUGAAUGGUGCAAAUAUUAGAGAAGCUGGUUGGGGAGGAGAAAAAGGAAACAUCUAGAUGUGGUCAAGGAUCAGUUUCUGCUUCCUCCUACUGAUGAUUCUUCUGAGCCACACGGUCUUCAUUUGGAAGAGCUUUCUCUCUUGAGAAGUCCAUCUGCCUUCGCUAUUCUUUCCAAGAGCAUUUUAUGGAGAACAAAACUGAUCCCGAUGCCGAGAAGACUAGAUUAGAAAAGAAGGAAAGUGCUCGUGAUGCCAUGGAGUCUCGGAAAUCAGAAACAGCCAAACGUCUGGCUACAUUAAUCUCAGGCCUGGUGGAGUGCAUGUGCUUUGCAGGUGUCAUUUUUGGGUGGACAUCGCUGGUCUUUGUCUUCAAACAUUUGAAGUACUUUGAGAACUAUUGUGAGUCAGCCGCCAAUGCAACCAUCAAUCAAACAACUCAAGGCUGUGCAGCUCAGGAUGAACAGUUCUCUCUCAUCUUCACCAUUGGCUCCUUCAUGAAUAACUUCAUGACCUUCCCUACUGGCUACAUCUUUGACCACUUUGGCACCACAGCAGCCCGUCUGCUUGCCAUAUCCUCCUACACCACUGGUACUCUCCUCAUUGCAUUUUCUUCAGCAGCCACUGCAAUAAUGUUGUAUCCAGCAUUGACAUUUAUCUCUGUUGGUGGAAUCCUUCUCAUUCUCACAAAUAUGCAGAUUGGGAAUCUGUUUGGAAAACAUCGGUCCAUCAUCAUUACCCUCUACAAUGGAGCCUUUGAUUCUUCCUCAGCUGUAUUUCUUAUCAUCAAGCUCCUGUAUGAGCAAGGCCUCUCCCUGGGAGCCAUGUUCUUCUUCAUGUCUGCCUGCAGUGCCUGGCACUUAUUUCGCACCUUUUUCCUGAUGCCCCGAUACCAUAUUCCUUAUCCACUGCCCCCAGGCUAUACAUAUGGAAUGAACUGUCCUGGGAUUUCCCAUUCCUACCGCACAUAUGAGGAACAAGACUCCCCCAAGAUCACAGUUGCAGAUGAAGCCCAAGACUCAAAUAAUCUACAUCAUGAGUCAGCACUCAAAGGAGAAGAAGCUACCAUCAAGGAGACAGUUGACAAAGGUGAUGCUGAGACUGGAUCAGACGCCAAGCAACCACCUGUUAAAUCCUUUUGGAAAUGUGCUUUCUCCACGUUGUUUUUCUGGCACUUGAUAUGGCUGUCAGUGAUGCAGCUGCGCCAUUACCUCUUCAUUGGCACCCUCAAUCCCAUGCUGACGAAACUCGCAAAUAAGGACACCAGCCUCGUGAGUAGCUACACCAAUGCAUUUGCCUUCACACAGCUCUGUGGAGUCCUCUGUGCCCCUUGGAAUGGGCUUAUUCUUGACUGGCACAAACACAGGCAAAAGAAGGGAGAAGGUCAUUCAGGGGCACCAGAUCCUAUUGCUGAUCUCCGUUCUUGUAUCCUGUCCCUGCUCAUUACAGUGUUACAGUGCCUGGCCUUCUCCAUCUGUGCUUCCAUUCCUGUGCUGCCUGUGCAGUAUGCCACAUUCAUCUUACAAGUUCUGAGCCGUUCCUUCCUCUAUGGAGGCAAUGCUGCCUUCUUGGCUAUCGCUUUUCCCCUUGAACACUUUGGGAAACUCUAUGGUCUGGUGAUGGGACUGUCAGCUGUGGUGUCCCUUCUACAGUAUGCCUGUUUUGCACUCAUCGAAGGCCCACUAAAGGGAGAUUCCUUUUAUGUUAACAUUGCCUUCAUAGUGUUAAUGCUUCUGGCUUUUGUCAAUCCUUUCACGGUGUGGCGGGAAUGUAAGCGACGAGAGAAGGAGCAGGCUGCAAGAAAGCCAGACCUGAAGUCUUCCAUCUGAGUCCAUCCCAGUUUAGACUUUGGGAACCUCACCUAACAAAAGGGGCCCUUACAAAGGCCUAUGUGGGAACAAACGUUGUCUCUCUAAAUCUCAAGCAGCAAAAUAGGUUACAGUCCCACAUGAUCAGGUGCUCUUAAGUCCUUCAAAUUAAAAGGGUUUAACUGUGUCUAAAUUUGGGCUGGAUUACUAAUUCUAUGUUUCAAAACCAGAUUUAAAUACAGUACCCAGUCUCUUUCUCUCUCUCCAGUAUUUUAUAGAAAUUAAAGCCAGAUUCAUAACUUGGGGGGGUUGGAUUUAGAAUAUAUUUCACUGUUAUGUAUUUUGUCCUUUUUCAGAGAUCUAUUUUUGUGGAUUGUAUAAAAUUUUAGUAUAGAAGCCAAUUUAUUAUUUUUUUCACUUAAAAUGUUUAAUGAACCAGAACCUGUAUUUUUAAUGCAACAAUAUUUUAACCUCCCUUUAAACUUUUGAAUAUAUUGAGAAAUCUUCUACUCUCUAGUUUUUAAUUAUUUAAAUAUUAUAAUACUUGUUUCUAAUAAACUAAACUACACGCCAGCUUUGAAGAACAAACAAACCAAAAAUUAAAGCCCAGGAGUAGCAGGAGAAAUUAAGCCAUUAAAAAAAAUGAAUAAAAAUCUAUCAUAAAAUCAAGUGUCAGUCAAUGAAAGCUAUAAGGGCAGGAAACAGGCUCUGGAUGAUUUUUUUUAAAAUAAUUGGACCGCAAACAUCCAAUGUUAAAACAAUAUCACAAAUUAGAGGAAAGUCGGAGUCCAUGAAUGCUAUAUAUUCUAUGACAGAAAAGCAAAAGAUUAAAAUCUCAUUGCUCAGGCUUAGGAACCCAGGACCUUCACUUUGUUUUUUUCCAUCUCUAGACACAGAAUUCUCAAUGUGGCUUUAUACAUCACGGUCAAGGAACACAGUAGAGUCAGUUACUGGAUUAAAAAGCUGCUCCACCCCACCCCCAAUGAGUUAGCCUAGAUCAGUUAGCCUAGACCAGGGGUCUUCAGGUCUUUUAUGAUUUGUGGACUUCAACUCUCAGAAUUCCUCAGCGAGCAUGCCACAAGUCAUAAAAGGGCCAUGUUUGAAGACCCCUGGCCUAGACUGUGAAUCCUAUCACAUGCUGGAAAACUUCUGCAGAAUGGGAGUUGUCCCAUACCACAAUUUACAGUCUAUCAACUACUGUAAACUCAGUUAUUCUAUUUUGUGGCUUCUGCAUUGGAAAGAAUAAGCAUGGAAAAGUGUAUCCUUCACCCUUCAGGUAAAGAUUGGAGACGCUGACUCUCUGCCAUCCCCACCCCAUGUCUCCACAUCUUAGAACAUUCCUGAAAGCAAUUUACAAGUUAAUUUUGGUGCAGUCAAGAAGCAAAAGCAAAUGGGCGUUACUUUCCAUUGGGAUCCAAUUGCUGAUCCAAUGGAGUGCAGUAUAUCAAGGCUCUGUUACAAUACUUGUCUUCUACGUUUUCAUUCCUUUGAGAGGGUUAAGCCAACUCUGUCUUCUGAUAAACAGAGAUAGAAUCCAAAGUUCUAUUAGUUUUUUUUUUUAAGUUGGAAACAAAUACCUAGCAAAACUGUGGCCAUUGUUUCUUUGAUGCUUUGCUCCCAUCCUUCAUUUUGGAAGGAGGUGAAAGAUAACCAAACACUUCAUUCCAAGACGUAGAGGCUUAGAAAUGUUUCCACAAUUAUUUAUGGCCGAAGAAGAGAGAUGAGCUAGUCCAUACAAGAAGAUGGAUGCAAUGGAGUGUGGUGAAAACAUUGUGUUGGGGUAUUCUUUCGCAGGAAUGGCAGUGAGAAAAAUUGUUUUGACUCUUUCUCCAUGUCUUAACUCUCAGAGGUAGAAAAUUAGUUAGGAUCUUCCCUGAAACAUAUCUGACUCAGAAAAAUCCCCUGCUGACCUACUGGAUUGUUUCCAGAUGGAUUUGAACCUUAUACAAGCAAACAAAGGAACAAUGCAGCUAGUCCAGUUUUUCCACUCCUAGUAAACUGGAGGAAGGGAAAAACACAGAGCAUUAGAAGAAGCUGUGUUCUUAAUGCUGAGUAAACAUUCUAUAAAUGAGGCAGAGUAGUUGCAUCAUGAAAACCUCAUCUAGAGAAGAUUCUUGUAUGUUCUCCAGAAGCAUCUCUUCAUUUAUCCCUUACAUUAUACCUCUAAAUAACCAAGGCUGAAGUUCUUCACUUCAACAGAGUUUAUCCAUUGCAUAAUGGCAAGGUUUAUUUAACCAAGAGUUAUUGAAAAAGCUGCAACUGGUACUAAGUUGUAUAAUCACAACAGCUGAGUGUAUGUAAUAUGCUAAGCCAAAACUGAUAAAACUACAUGUUGCCUUAUUCUGAUAGAUCAAACUGGUCAUACACUACAUCAACCAGCUAGUUAGAUCUUCUGAAUGUUUAGAUGAGGCUUACUCAUAGAUACAAUGGAUCUGUAUCUUUCCAAAUGUUUUAUUGUGAUGUGCAACUUCAUUCUGAAUAAACUUAAGAUUGAGAUGUUUGAGUGUUUUUCCUGCGAGCCCAUUAUGUGCACUUUCUUAAACGUUGGACAUUAAUUUGAAUUGACUUCAUUGUACAGCUACUUUCAAUCUCUUUCAAAAUAAAAUGUAUGCAUUGUAAUUCUUAACCUA